Messenger RNA from Cannabis sativa, 2291 nucleotides. Its product is annotated as RING-H2 finger protein ATL39-like. The record is from RefSeq and is a predicted model, not a curated record. Bases 28 to 543 code for a protein of 171 amino acids. Lineage: Eukaryota; Viridiplantae; Streptophyta; Magnoliopsida; Rosales; Cannabaceae. Gene Ontology annotation, biological process: protein ubiquitination. The transcript has 2 exons.
AAAUAUAUAUUAUUCUUUACUUAAUUAAUGGCCAACAACAACAACAACAACAACGAUGGUGAUAGAGAUCAUGGAAUCGAAAGUUUCUUCGAGGACCACAGAUUAACUUUCUUCCUAAUAGCAGCCGGAACAAUCUCUCUCUUCAUUACCAUCUACCUUCUAGUCACUAUCUUCUUAUAUAGCCGGGAUCAAGCUCGAGAGCAACCACGCGAGCCGGGGAAUAUUAAUAGCAUCGAGAUGGUGUCUGUGGCCGAACUUAUCCCAGCGCACAAGUAUAAGAAAGGAGACGGUUUGGUAGGAAAUGACAACGACGACAAAGAUGAAGACGUGGUUUGCGCGGUGUGCCUAGCAGAAUUCGAAGAGGGAGAGGAGCUCCGAACUUUGCCAGAGUGUUUUCACUCGUUUCACGCGCCCUGUAUAGAUAUGUGGCUCUUCUCACAUACCACUUGUCCGGUGUGUCGUCGUGAUGCCACACCUUCCCCCUCUCCAAGGAUCGGAUGCCAUGUGUCCAAGAGGUUGAAUACCUAUAACAUGGUAUCAUAGCCUUUUCUGCCAUUAACGACGAACAUGGCUUCAAUCGAUCAUGACAACUCAAAUUAUCAACUUGCACCUCAAGGAACACAAUUUGCAGCCCCGAGAAAUUGAACCAGAAUUCAAGAUGAUGUUGCUCUAGUUCACUUCAAUCAUACUGUCUCGAUCAAACUUAAUGAUCACAAUUUUCUCCUGUGGAAGCAAUAGAUUCUUGCAGCCAUCCGUGGUAAUUGUUUACAGAAGUUAAUUCAAGAUGUUCCACCUCCUCAAUUUCUUAGUAAUGCCAAUUGAGUUGCUCACAAGUUCAAUCCUGAGUUUGUUAAUUGGGAAGUUCAUGAUCAGCUUCUUGUAUCUUGGCUCCUUUCCUCCAUGACAGAGAGUUUACUAACUCGUAUGGUUGGUUGCAACUCAACUCGUCAGAUCUGGAAAGCUCUUGAGCAACAUUUCACUCAAAAGGUUUCUUCCAAGAUUCUCAAGUUCAAAACUAAGCUUCAAAAAUUAAAGAAAGGCACACUAAGUCUCAAUGACUAUCUUCUCAAAGUAAAACAACAUGUGGAUUUACUAGCAUCUGUUGGAGAAGUUCUUUCUGAUCGAGACCACAUUGCUGCAAUCUUUAAAGGCAUGCCUAGUGAGUACGACACUUUCAUCAUCUCUACCAACACUCGCGUUAAAGGUUACACUAUUGGUGAGAUUGAGGGUCUACUUCUUGCAUCUGAAUCUCGAAUAGAGAAGGAGGAUCAAGAAGCUGAACCAAGUAUUAACAUGGCCACUACUGAGCAAGAUCCAUCUCUUGAAGCAUUCUUUGCUCAAGAAAAUCGAAAUUACAGAGCUCGUGCGUACUCUUGAGGUUAGUAUUUCUCUAAUGGAUUCAAUUUCUCUAAUUUUUCAUCUUUUCCUAAUUCCAGAGGAAAUUUUAGAGGAAAUUGCCCUCGAGAAACCACUAAUAACACUCAGGCCACUACCAUGGGAAGAGGAAGAGGUGGUCGAUUCCCAGCAGCUCCCAAUCAAAUCCAAUGUCAGCUAUGCCAAAAACUUAGGCAUGUUGUUAUUGACUGUUUUUAUCAAUUUGAUAAAAACAUCACAAUAUGUUUCUAGUAGUAGAUCAAUCUCAACUACAGGCCAACAUUCCUCAUAUAACUCAAAUUCAGGAUGACAACUGGUAUCCCGAUUCUAGGCUACAAAUCAAUGCACUCCAAAUGGACAAAAUGUCAUAACAACAAUAGAUUAUGAAGGGCCUGAACAACUAUAUAUUGGCAAUGGUACUAGACUACCUAUUUCUCAAAUUGGUAAUGCCUAUCUUAUUCCUAACACAUGUGAUAAAUCCUUAAUCCUAAACAAAUUACUUCAUGUGCCUGAAAUUACAAAGAACCUGCUUAGUGUUUCUAAAUUUACUACAGAUUAUAAUGUUUACUUUGUGUUUUAUCUUGAUGUGUAUUAUGUCAAGGAUCAAGUGAGUAAAGCUGUUCUACUGACUGGGUCAAAGGCCUAUAUACUUUUGACUCUAAUCAACUACAGUUGUCUGCCUCCCCCUUAACUUAUAGUACUUCAAAGCUCCCUCAUCAGCCAUGCACAAAAAUUUAGCUAUUACUUCCCAAAGUCAGAGUCUCAACUCUACUAUUUGCGUCAAGUGUAACAACUCUGUUCAUGAGUUUGAAUUGUAACGUAAUCGCCUUGGUCAUCCCUCUAAGAGGAUUGUUAAGUCUGUUCUUUCAAGUUGUAACAUUUCAAAUUUUGAAUAAAUGCCAAAUUCUAUAUGUAAA